AUCCUGAGCAUUAGGUUCAAAACACAAACUUAUGCCAGUGCUAAAUAAUAUCCCUUGAGUAUUAACAAACCACCCUAGACGCUUGCCUGCUCAUGCCUUCAACAAUUGCAGCGAUGGCGUCUCUCUGCUCAGCUUGCAAGGGCAUAACCCCGCAAGCAUUGGCUCAGCCUGAUGGAUAUCGCCAUAUCGAGAGUGCACACGACCUCAUUCACUCAUCCAAGGUGUGCGACUUCUGCAGACUGAUACGCCGCGCGAUGGACCAGGAUUGCAGGACCCCCAAAACGGACGAUCAAAUUCGGACAAACACGAAGCCUGAACCUCUCUACCUAUUCGGGGUCGGUGAUGGACUAGCCCCGGCCGAGGAUGCUUAUGGGGAUGGCAUUAAACGCAGUGAGUCGCCAAAAUUAUUUGGCAUCAAUGUGCAUAUCCCAGAUAUCGAAUAUGAGUAUGAUCUCGUCAGGUUGAGCCUAUUCUCGGAACCUGGGACCGCUCCUUCUCGCAAGAAAGACGUUGUUGGGAUGAGAUUAUUGACGGAUUCGGGCUCAAAUGAGGCGUUUGGACUUGUAGAGCGUUGGUACAAUACCUGCAAAAACGACCACACGGAGUGCAACGAGACAUUCACUGGAACAGUAGGCUCCGUGACGAAGAGCUACGAACCACUGCUGCCCACCAGAGUUCUUGACAUUGGUUCAGCCGAUGGAUCAAGGGAACCAAAACUUCUGGUUACCAACGGGACUCAUGCCUCGUAUGCCGCCUUGAGCCAUUGUUGGGGAAACCACAGAAUCCUCACAACUACAUACCACAACCUGGCCCAGCAUUGCAUUGCCAUUAACUUCUCUGAUUUGCCCAAGACCUUUCAAGAUGCCAUCAGAAUCGUUCGUUUUGUCGGCUUGCGUUACCUCUGGAUCGAUAGCCUCUGCAUCGUGCAGGAUAAUGCCGAUGACUGGCGUAAAGAGUCAGUUCAGAUGGGUCGCAUCUACAAAGACGCCGAAAUGACCGUUGCCGCCUCCGGUGCCCGAGACGGAUCGGAGGGUUGCUUCGUUCCACGUCCUCCGCUGCAACCGGUCGUUCGUCUUCCCUACGGCGAACCGAGCCAAGGAGAAUACAUGUCCGCAACCCUAUUUCCAGACUCGAUAAAUACCACUCUCAGCGAGACGCCUCUAGGCAAUCGGGCCUGGAUAACUCAAGAAUGGAUGCUCUCCCCUCGCGUCAUUCAUUACACAAAAGCACGAAUGGUCUGGGCUUGCCGCACCUUGCUCAAGUGCGAGGAUGGUGAAAAUGAGGCCUCUGGGGAUGAACAGAGGCUCUUUGAGAGCGCCCGGCGCUACCGACAAGCCAAGCACUCGCAGCAGAAAGGCGACUCAAUUGUAGACAACGAGGAAAUUAUGGGGUUCUAUGCUGACUGGUGCGAUCUUGUGUCCACAUACGCUGCACGAAACCUAACGUAUGACACGGACAAACCCGUCGCCAUCUUGGGUUUGGCUACGGAGGUUGGUAACGGAAUCGGCGAGCGCUACACCUACGGGGUAUUUUACAACGACUCUCUUCUCAGCGAAGACUUUCACGCGCACUGCGUGGUCAAUCAACUGCUCUGGUUUGCGAAAUUGACGCUGACUCGCCCGUCCGCGCUUCGAGAUCAACCAAUAUGGUCCUGGACAUCUACCAUCGGGGCCAUAUCGUUUCUAGCACCUGCAAGAGCAGCGGAGAACCGUAUUUGUGAUCUAAGUCGCGUUCAGACAAAGACUUCGGCAUCGUCUUGGAGGUUUUCAGCUCUUUUGAAGGAGUGGGAGGCACGACGAGAAGGGGACCCAUCCACUCGAACUGGAGAUGACUACUAUUACAUGGAGUUCUAUCCCAAAGGAUCCAUCGCAUAUGGCGGUUUCGUAACGCAGAAUACGAAACCCAUCUCGGGAAGGGAUAUGGCGCCUGCUGGAUGGGUGGUGUUUGACUCGAAUGAGUGGCCUGCGAAGCCAUUCUACCUGGCCAUGAUUUCAGCUAACGAAUUUGACGGAAAGCCUGAUGGAUUUAACGUGAUGUUCCUCGCAGAAGUAAAGCUAGAUCUCGGAUUUGGAUCAGACAGACGGUUCGAGAGACUUGGGGUCGGGCAGAUCAUUGACCAAGCGUGGUUUGAUCAUGCUGAACUUGCGACCAUCACGUUGAUUUGAUGACUGCCGGCCGUGAUUGACAGCUGGAGGUUCCAUUUUGGAGUCGGAUUGCACAGAGACUUCUUACAUGGACGCUAGACUUGAUAUGUAUGUCGG
Colletotrichum godetiae is the source of this 2261-nucleotide messenger RNA. RefSeq names its product heterokaryon incompatibility protein-domain-containing protein. The transcript is spliced from 2 exons. The coding region runs from base 93 to 2165 and encodes 690 amino acids. The record is from RefSeq and is a predicted model, not a curated record. Lineage: Eukaryota; Fungi; Ascomycota; Sordariomycetes; Glomerellales; Glomerellaceae.